UUAAAUACAUCACUCAACUACAUCCAUUGCGGUCCCAUUUGAUUUACUCAUUCAGACAAAGUCUUAAAUUUUCUAACCUCCUAUAUGCCUCCAUUUAAUUUCCUCUCUAUGUUAGGCAUAAAUUAAAGCAGAACAUUAUAUUAUUUUGAAAGUUGGGUUUUCCUCUGUAUACUUCUCCUCUGCUGGUUAUAGUUGCAAUAAAGAAAGUGAUGGAGGGAAAAGUUGAGGCAGUAGCCAAGGAGCUACACGAUAAUAAUGGAAUUCAUUGUGAAACAAAAUUGGAGCAGGAAGGAAAAUCAGUAACACAAGAGAUCAAACAAGUAAAUUGCGAUGACAAAAUCAAUGAAGAAGAGAAAAAGAAGAUUUCUCUCGUGAGAGCUCUUGUUGAAAAGCAAGAUCCAUCUUCCAAGGAAGUCGAUGAUUUUGCGAUAAGAAGGUUUCUUCGAGCAAGGGAUCUGGACGCGGACAAAACUUCAGCAAUGUUGUUGAAAUACCUAAAAUGGAAGAAAAGCUUUAUACCAAAUGGGUUUAUUUCACCUAGUGAGAUUCCAAACGAGAUAGCACACAACAAAAUGUUCUUGCAAGGUGUGGACAAACAAGGACGCCCUAUUGCUGUCGUUUUUGGUGGCAGACAUAUGCAGAACAAACUAGGAGGCCUUGACGAGUUCAAACGGUUUGUGGUCUUGGCUUUAGAGAAACUCUGUUCAAGGACUUCACCAGGAAGGGAAAAGUUUGUGGUAAUUGGGGAUCUCCAAGGUUUUGGCUAUUCCAAUAGUGAUGCUCGUGCAUACCUUGGGGCUCUAUCCAUUUUACAGGACUGUUACCCUGAAAGACUUGGAAAGCUGAUUGCUGUUCAUGUCCCUUACCUAUUCUGGACAAUGUGGAAAAUUGUGUAUCCUUUUAUUGAUAACAACACCAAGAAGAAGAUCACAUUUGUGGAAAACAAACGACUCACGACAACUCUACUUCAAAACAUUGAUGAAAGCCAGCUACCAGAGAUUUAUGGCGGCAAAAUGCCAUUAGUUCCUAUUCAUGAAGCCUAAGCAAGUAGUGGCACAUCAUUAUUAUUCGGAGCACCAUUUUGAGGAGUUUCAGGUCCUCUGUAGUUUCAACAAAAGCAAGACUAAUUGCCAUCAAGCCGGUUUUCCACCUAGCUUUUAGUAAUCAGUCAUUUCUAGGAAAGUGUAGGAAUAUUUGUUGCCGAUUUGGAGUUCUGAUGGGAUAUAUUGUUGAGGUUAUACACAAGUACAAGCAUGAUUCUACUCUGGCGUGUAGCUCAUGACACUGUCAUACAUGAAUGGCCUGCAUAUUUAUUCAGAGCAGUUAAGAACUACAACGGUUUUCCAAAGUUGAAGGAGAAAUUGAAGACAAAUUAUAUUCAGCACGGUGUAAAUGGCUGCAGAUAUUAGAGAAGAUCCA
Molecule: messenger RNA, 1419 nt
Organism: Lycium ferocissimum
Lineage: Eukaryota; Viridiplantae; Streptophyta; Magnoliopsida; Solanales; Solanaceae
Exons: 7
Coding region: 210-1043 (277 amino acids)
Source: RefSeq, a predicted model, not a curated record